This is a messenger RNA of Spinacia oleracea (spinach), 909 nucleotides long. RefSeq lists its product as uncharacterized. The transcript is spliced from 10 exons. Bases 1 to 909 code for a protein of 302 amino acids. The record is from RefSeq and is a predicted model, not a curated record. Gene Ontology annotation, cellular component: cytoplasm. Lineage: Eukaryota; Viridiplantae; Streptophyta; Magnoliopsida; Caryophyllales; Amaranthaceae.
AUGGAGUUGAAGGAGGAAAGGAUGAACCGUCCACAAUCAUCACUUAACGCUUUCAUAUCUGAAGCAAACCGAGUGGACUCUGCAAAGAUAGUGUGCGCUGUGCUCGGUGCCGGCUUUGCUGGCUUGUCCGUGGCGUGGCAUUUGCUAUUCCACAGCCCCAAAGAAUUGAAAGUAAAAGUUGACAUUUUUGAUGAUGUUGGCAUUGCUGGCGGCGCUUCUGGUGUUGCUGGAGGCCUCGUUCACCCCUAUUCCCCUAAAGUGAAGCUUCUAUGGAGGGGUGAAGAAUGCUGGACUGAGUUUUUGAAUCUUCUAAAUGUUGCAGAAGCUGCUGCCACGGCAGCUUCUAGUCCUCACUUUCCACUCAACACUACUGAUUUCAUUGUUCGAAGAACGGGCAUAUUGAGACCAGCUGUUAGUGAAAAGAUUUUGGAUGUCAUGCAUCAAAAUGCUCAAAAUUGUCUAGCAAGUUGUCCAAUACAGGCCGUUGAUGAAGUUGCUGCAAGAGAGCUUAUACCAAAUUUAUCUACGCCUUUGAACAGAGCCUUCUUUAUGCCUAAAGCUGUGAAUGUUAAUCCCCACCACUAUCUUAAGGCACUUUUUCUUGCAAGUGAACAUUUGGCCAAGAGGUUGUCAUCAACAGGUUUCCCUGGCAAGGAAAUAGCUUUGCACAAGAAAGUUGUCACUUCACUAACUGAAGUGGGAGAUGAAUAUGAUGUUGUGAUAGUUUGUCUUGGGGCUAGAGUUGACAUGCUAGCUGACCUGUCUGGAAUGCUUCCUUUAAGGACAUGCAGAGGCAUUGUUGCACACCUGCAGUUGAAUGAUCCCUUGUGGCUGAUACUGUUAACAUCUAUUGAAAGGUUGGGAUCAGAGGCUAUACUGACUACGAUUUUGCCGAGAGUGAUUUUGUGA